Molecule: messenger RNA, 4746 nt
Organism: Leptonychotes weddellii (Weddell seal)
Lineage: Eukaryota; Metazoa; Chordata; Mammalia; Carnivora; Phocidae
Gene: TNFRSF8
Product: TNF receptor superfamily member 8
Biological process (GO): signal transduction
Molecular function (GO): protein binding; transmembrane signaling receptor activity
Source: RefSeq, a predicted model, not a curated record
CGUGCGCACAGGGGUCAUCUGACUGCAGGAAGCAGUGUGAUCCCGACUACUACCUGGACAGGGACGGCCGCUGCAAGGCCUGUGUGACCUGUUCUGGAGAUGAUCUUGUGGAGAAGGUGCCGUGCUCAGGGAACUCCUCCCGCGUCUGUGAGUGCCGGCCUGGCAUGUUCUGUGCCACAUCAGCUGUCAACACCUGUGCCCGCUGCAUCCCCCACUCCGUCUGCCCCACAGGGAUGGUCGUCAGGUUCCGGGGUACAGCAGAGAGGGACACCAUCUGUGAGGAGCCCUCCCCAGUGACCAGCCCUGACUGCAGCACCAGCCCCGAAGCCAGCCAGGCGCCCGCCAGGAGAAUUGGCAGUGCCAUUUCUGGCUUCUCUCUCGGCAGCAGGCCCCCCCAGGCCAGGCCCCUGGGGACUUCCUCGGCAAGCUCCAAGGCCAGGACCACGCUUCCUGGAGGGGGUGCUUCCCUCACCCUGGAAAAUGAUUCCAAAAUGACCAGGGCCCCCAGCUCUCCCUCCUCGGUGCGGAAGCCCAGUCCCGAUCUGGGGCUGACCUCACAGCAGCUGUGCACACAGGGGUCAUCGGACUGUGGGAAGCAGUGUGACCCCGACUACUACCUGGACAAGGACGGCCGCUGCAAGGCCUGUGUGACCUGUUCUGGAGACCUGAUGGAGAAGGCGCCGUGCACGUGGAACUCCUCUCGAGUCUGCGAAUGUCGAUCUGGCAUGUCCUGUGCCACAUCAGCCACCAACUCCUGUGCCCGCUGUAUCCCCCACUCCGUCUGCCCACCAGGGAUGGUCACCAAACCCCAGGGUGCAGCUGAGAGGGAUGCCACAGAUGAGCUCCCUCCCUCCGAGGCCCGCCCUGAGUGCAGCACCAACCCAGAGGACAGCAAGACGCCCACCAGUGCCCCUGCCCCUCUGGUCUCCUCGGCAGACCCCCAGAUCAGUCAGGAGCAUGGAGGGGGCAUCACCCACGCCUGGGGAGACACCCCCAUAUCAACGAGCACACCCAUCUCUUUCUCCUCCACGGCAAAGCCCAUUCUGGUUUCAGGGCCGGUGCUCUUCUGGACGGUGCUGCUGCUGGUGGUGGUCCUGGGCUCCGUGUCCUUCCUCCUGUGCCACCGGAGGGCCUGCAGGAAGUGGAUUCAGCAGAAGCUCCACCUCUGCUACCCUGUCCAGACCUUCCGGCCCAAGCUGGAGCCCGUGGAUUCCAGGCCCUGGAGGAACCCGACACAGCUGAAGAGUAUAUCGGUGGUGGAGUCAGGUAUGGAAGAGCUGAGGUUAAUGAGCCCCCCGCCUGUGAAGACCUCCCCCAAUGGGGCAGCCUGCCUGGAGAGCAUGCGGCUGCUGGAAGCCAGCCCACCCGCCGCCGGGAGCCCCUCAUCCCCCAGGGACCUUCCCGAGCCCCGGGUGACUUCAGAGCAUACCAACAACAGGAUCGAGAAGAUCUACAUCAUGAAGGCUGACACAGUGAUUGUGGGGACCGUGAGGACUGAGGUGCCUGAGGGCCGGGGCCUGGUGGGGCCGGCGGGUCCUGAGUUCGAGGAGGAUCUGGAAGUGGACCAUGCUCCCCACUUCCCAGAGCAGGAGACAGAGCCUCCUCUGGGCAGCUGCGGGGAUGUCAUGUUCUCAGUAGAAGAGGAAGGAAAGGAGGCCCCCUUGCCCAUGGCGGUCUCCGAGAAAUGAAGCCUGGCCUGGGUUGGGGCUGAGAGGGCAGUGGGGUGCCCCCCCGGGAGGCCAGGGUGGCGCUGGUGGCAGAGGCCCCGUGUGGCCUGGACUGAGGUUCCACAUCCAGGGGUAGAGCAGCCUGGAGCAAGGGGGUUCUGGUGGUCUCUAGCUGCAUCCCCCCCGACCACUGCCCCCCAGCUCAGACCCUCGGGGAGCCUGGGCUUGUGCAGGAGCGACAACCUAGGGGCUGGAUCUGAAUGGCAGUGUUUGUUGGAACAGCGGACAGACAGCAGAGACUGGGCACCUUGUCUCCUGCCAGUGCUGGGAAGAUGCCCCCAGGGCCUUGAGCAUCACACCGCUGGGGCCGGGGCUCACUUGCGGCGGAGGCAUCCCCCUGUGCCUUCUACUCUCACGUGGACCUUGCCGCCAUGCCAGCAGCCCCCAGUUACUGUAACGUGGCCCCCUGUGGGCACUGAGCCAGCGCCUGCCAUGGUCGCUCCUGAGUCAAAAGGGACGUCGUCGGCUGGCCCCAUCUUGGUAACAGCCAGCGCACGGCGCUCUGUGCCCUGUGUCCGGGUGAGUGCCCAGCCUGGCCCCCAGCCCUGCCAGGGCUCGAGUGAGACCCUCCUGGUGCUGCCAGCCCUCCCCUAUUCUGUAGCCCUCACGGUGGGCUGGAGGCCUGGGGUCCCUGGCUGGUCUCACCAGGUCCCCACCAGUCCCCUCCGUGGGAGGCAUCUUAGGACCCAGAGGUCUGCAGACGCUCAGCAGCUGUAGCACCCUGCCCCCGCAGGAGACCCUCCCCAGCCAGCUGCCGCCUGGAGAAGGGCCUGCUGAAGGGGAGCCCUGGGCCCUUCCUGGGUCCUUGCCUGCUCCGUGGGCACCUCUGCUCUGUCCCGGGGACAUGCGCCUUCCCCACACCUGCCACGCCCUCGGAGCCCAGUGGCCCCCGCCCUGCCCUUGCGCUCCGGCCCCCAGCACCCAUGGCUGGGAUACAGAUGUCGGAAGGCAACACCAUUUCGCCCAGACAUCCUGCCUUAUUCCGGAUUCUCAGAAAAGCAAGUAGUCCAGUCUGGACUUGAGGACUUUUGCAUUUCACGCUAAGGAGUAGAGCUGUCCCGACUUGGGUCUGCGGGCCGGCUCUCCCCAGGGCUUUCAGACUCAUGUAAGCAAACCAGGGGCCUUGGAGAGGGACGUGUGGGCAGAUGACAGGGCUGCCCGCAGCUCAGGCCGUUCAGUCUCGGCUGCCUGGAGGCCCCUGGAAUUACCCACUGGAGGCCAGGCCUAGGAAAGCUGCUAUUUACCCGCCAGCCUGCUCACCACUCUCUGAAGGAAGUUGGGGCUGGGUCAGGAAUCACAAGGUAGUUUCUGAAAUUACUCAGAUGUUUGGGGGAAAGGUGGAGAGGCUAGGACACCGAGAGGGACUCACACCGGAACCUGAAGACGUUGCCAUGUGGUGGACAGUAUUUGCCCGGAUGUCUCUUGUGGGGACAGCGCGGGCGCACCGCGCCUGGAACUCCGGCUGGAAGGGACCCGAAGACGUCCCACCCUGCUGAGCAGGACACUGGCAGUCUUGGCUUGAAGAUAUGGACCGCAUGUUGGACGAAAUGAAGCACUCCUUUGCCCAAAGUCCCUUCACAAAACCUCUGAUCCUCUGAAACCUUUGAUCCUCAGAAAAUUUGUAAGGUCGCUUAAAAAUAACCAAUCGUAAGUUUCAGGAAAUGAUCUUUGAGAUUGAGUAUUUGAGAAUGUCUGAGCAGGAAUGGUCUGGGCAAUCUCUCUCCCCCCAGAAUAGCAGGUUCCUCUUCCUCCCCCUACCGAGGCGGCCAGCUUCUAUGCUCUGUGUGCUGUGUCGAAGUGAGUGCCCAGCCUGGCCCCCAGCCCUGCCGGGGCUCGAGUGAGACCCUUCUGGUGCUGCCAGCCCUCCCCUAUUCUGUAGCCCCCAGAGUGGGCCUCGGGUCAACUGACUUGUCUCACAAGGUCCCCACCAGUCCCCUCUGUGGGAAGCAUCUUGGGACCCAGAGGUCUGCAGAUGCUCUGUGCAGGGAGCCAGCUACCUGCUGGGGCAACCAUUCCCACUGCUGGAGGUUUUUCUUUAUCCUCAGAGGCAAACCCUUCCUCCAUGUAAUUCCCACUCCCUGGUCUAAGACUUGUCCUCUGAGGAUAUUUAAAAGAAAGCCUCUCUUGCCAUAAGUCUCCCUUUGGGUAUUUGUAGAAAGAGAUCCUGAGCCUCCCCGUGGCCCUCCCUCUGGACGGGGCUGAGCUGCCCCGCAGCUUGGGGAAAGGGAGUUCCAAAGUAGCAGCAUGAAUGCCCAGCUUUGGGGGCAAGGAGAGGACUGAGGGGUAAAUGGAAGCCUUGGACUUGGGGCCUGAGCUGGAAAGGGCCCAGCCUGCAGCCCUGAUCACAACUCAGGGCCAGUGGGGGGCCUGCUCCCCACCGCAGGCAGCUGGCCCGGAGCUCCCCUCUUGACUGUGGCGCACCUGUGGGGUGGACGAAAGAGACAGAGGGCUGUGGUCAGACCUCACCCACCCCAUCCCCAAGACUCCAGCUCAUGCCCAGACCUCACAAUCAAACCCAGCCAUUUACCCAGUGUUUCCCUGCCACGUGGUUGGUCCGAGAGCCGGGGCGAAUUUCCCUGCCCUGACCAGUGAUCAGGGACCAUUUCUUAACCUCUGUCCGUUCUGACGUCCAGGUGGGCAGAGGACUCAGGGUAGCGGACGGCAGGCCGUAAGGGAGCCUCCCACGCAUGAGUGACAUUCAUCUUCCUGAACACUUGUAUUCAGGGAGUGACGGUAAGUGACGUGUCCUAAGGAAGCUAGGCAGGCUGGUAGGUUGUAAGCUGUUUUCGGUUUAUAGAAUCUCUCAGGCCAGGGCCAUUCCCUGAAAUGGAACAAGAGGCUCAAUCUCCAGAGCCUCUGUGUCCUCUCACUGCUCCCCGGGGCUGAGAUCUUGAAGAGCAGUCACCGGGGACUGGCUUGUUGGGCUAAACAGAAAUGAAAAUCUGUGCAGGGACAAGGCAGCUCUCUUGCUGCAGGUUCUUGGGUGCCUUCUGUCCCACCCACACUCUUGACCCUGUCC